UUUGUAGGCUGAAAAACAUCGUAGACGCCUUUACUGACUCGGCCAAAUCAGAGCCACCGGCGCAUCUUUCCGUGUCUUCUCCUCCUCCUUAAAAAGACGCAUUUGCGCACCUUUUGACGCAACAGCGCGUUUCAGGCGACACGGCCCGAACGCAUGUGUCACUGUCAUAAUCAGCCCCGCAGACUUUCUCUAAUUUUCAGAAGACGUACCAUCGUUUUCUAAAAGCCCCAUUAUUCCAUCGAGCCCGCGGGAACGCGCACCUGCGUACGGGACAUUUAACGCAUCUCGCGAACUCCACCAAGAAGAGGUUCAACUCCUCCCUUCAGAGUUUCAACGCGGUCCCGAUAGAGGAUGGCGCUGCUGCCUCUGCUGCUGCUGAACGCGAGCCGCUCGGCGUUGGCUGCAGUGUGAAGGCGAGCUGGAGGAGGAGGAGGAGGAGGAGGAGGAGGAAGAGGUGUGGAGCAGAGGAGAGAAACACCCUAUAGGUGUGAGCGCGUAUGUGCGUGAACGAGAAGGAGGAGAAGAAGGAAAAGAAGGAGAGGGGAGGAAAGACAAAAAACCCCCCAAAAAACAACAACAAAAAAGCUGAGUGCGCUGAGCUUCAGCCCUGCAGCGCGUUAUCUGUGUGCCGCGGAGAGACGCGACCAAGGAGACGAGAUGCGGAUCGCCGAGACUAACUGGUGGGAUUCAUGUCCCCCGCAGCUGAGUGGCUGAAACCUAUCCGUGGGAUGAAAAUAGGAGGAUCAAAGUUUGUUUGUUUUUUCCCGCUUUGUAGUUGGAUUUUUUUUUAAAUUAAUUAAUUAAUUUAUUUUUUCCCACCCCUGACGCCCGUGAUGGAGCGCCACUUGGGAGAGAGAGGAUGAUGGACACUUUGGCACCUGCAGCUCUCGUCCAGAAACUAGGCGCGCGCGCUGCUGACCGAGCCCUCAGGACGGCGAUCGCUCAUUUGUUUUGAAGUGGAAGAGGGGCAAAAAAAAAAAAAAAAAAAAAAAAAAAAGAGAGAGGUGUGAGCUGGGGGAUGUUGCGCGCAGCGAUUCCUCUGAGACCCGACGUGCGCACUCAUCACAUCCCCGCCGAGGAGCGCACCUUAAAGAGAGGAGCCGCGGUCCGCCUCCACUGCUCACUCCAGCCGCUCGGAACUUGUUGAGCGGCUCCACGGAAGGGGACGUGAACUCCCGGAGAGGGGGAGGGGGGCGACGCGAGAAACCGCCGGAUCAUCACACGGGGACGCGGACUAUGACUGACAGCCAGGGGAGCUGAGGAGACCUGCCACUCAUUUUGCUAUCAGCGUGUCAGAGGGGCUCGUCUCGACCCCUUCUUCCUCCUCGGCCUUCUCUUCUUAUCUUCUGUAACCUCAAAGUCCUGGGCCGCUCUGGAAACUUGAAAAAGAAAAAAAACACUUCUAAAUCAAGCAUUGCUCCCCGUCACCCGCAAAGGGAGCUUGACAUGCCUCCUCACGUCGUUUAGGUCAUCAGAAAAAGACGACUAUAACCCACCACCACCCCCCACAUCUUCAGAAGGAGGCACUGCUCCGUGGGAAGGAGCUGAGAGAGGAGCAGUCAUGAGGCUCCAGUUUGCACUGGCCCUCCAGGCGAUAUGGACCGGCAUGUGCCACGCAGCCAUGCAGCACUACCCUGCAGCGUGGGGCCACUACGAUGUCUGCAAGUCCCAGGUGUACUCGGACGAAGGUUUAACCUGGGACUACAUGGCCUGCCAACCCGAGGCAGCAGACAUGACCCAGUUCCUGAAGGUCACUCUGGAUCCCCCCAACAUCACCUGCGGAGACCCUCCAGAGACGUACUGCGCCCUGGAGAAUCCGUACAUGUGCAACAACGAAUGCGACGCCAGCACCGAGGAACUGGCGCACCCUCCACAGCUGAUGUUUGACGUCGAGGGUCGCAACCCCACGACCUUCUGGCAGUCCACGACCUGGAGAAGUACGACCCCAACCGUUUUGGUCAUCAGCGUUGUAAACAAAACCAUCGAGCUGACCGACGACAUCGUCAUCACGUUCGAGUCGGGCCGGCCAGAGCAGAUGGUCCUGGAGAAAUCUCUGGACUACGGCCGAACCUGGCAACCCUACCAGUUUUACGCCACCGACUGCCUGGACGCCUUCACUAUGGAGCCCAAAACGGUGCAGGACCUCUCUCAGCACACCCUGCUGGACAUCAUCUGCACGGAGGAUUACUCCCGAGGGUACGUGUGGAAGUAUGACAAAACCGUGCGCUUUGAGAUCAAGGACCGCUUUGCACUGUUUGCCGGGCCCAGGCUGCACAACAUGGCCUCGCUUUACGGUCAGCUGGACACGACCAAGAACCUGCGGGAUUUCUUCACCAUCACGGACCUGAGGAUCCGGCUGCUUCGGCCCGCUACUGGGGCCACCAUGGUGGACGAGAGCAGCCUGUCAAGAUACUUCUACGCCAUUUCUGACAUCAAAGUUCAGGGCAGGUGCAAAUGCAACCUUCACGCCAACAGCUGCGUGUUUGACAAAGAGAAGUUGAGCUGCGAGUGCGAGCACAACACCACCGGGCCUGACUGCGGGCGCUGUAAGAGGAGCUACCAAGGGCGAGCGUGGAGUGCCGGCUCCUACCUGCCCAUUCCCAAGGGCACGGCUAAUAUCUGUGUUCCUAAUAACAUUGGUCCAGUCAACUGCGAAUGCUUCGGCCACUCCAACCGAUGUAGCUACCUCGAGGUGCUAAACACCGUCAUUUGCGUGAGCUGCAAGCACAACACUAGGGGCCAGCACUGCCAGCUGUGCAAGCUGGGCUACUACCGCAAUGCCUCAGCAGAACUGGACGAUGAAAAUGUGUGCAUAGAGUGUAAUUGUAAUCCCUCUGGCUCAGUCAGUGAUCACUGUAAUGGCACAGGAUAUUGUACAUGUAAGGAGGGCACUACGGGCCCCAAGUGUCAGGAGUGCCUACCCGGCUAUUUGUGGGAAAAUGGCUGCAAAUCCCGGGUGUGCGACAACGAGCUGCUGCGCUGCCAAAACGGCGGGGAGUGUGUGAACAACCGCUGCAGCUGUCCCGCCUCCCACACGGGCCUGCUGUGCGAGAAGCCCCGCUGCGAGUCCGAGCUGGGCGGCUGCAAGGGGCCCGAGUCGGGCCAGGCGUCCCUGAGGCCCCCCUCGCUCUGCGGCGUGCUGACGCUGCUGCUGCUCGGCGACGCGCUGCGGAGGGAAACGCCGUGGCGGGCCGCCGCGCUCUGAACGGACCUGUUCCCACUCCCCGACCCCCGAGCGGGAGCGACACUCAGUCCCACCCUCCACCACCAUACUUCCUUCCCUUAAAGAUAUCCGAUAACCAUCAAAUUAAUAAAUGAUAAUUGAAAAAAAAAACAACAACAACCAUCAGCUUUCUGGACUGUGACGCACUGAGCUUCCUCUGCUGCCAGACUCGGUGCUGACAAUGAUGGGAAUGUGCCAGACUGAAGCAGAAACUUCUCUAUUAAAUUUAAAGAAAAAAAAUAUAUAUAUAUAUAUAUAUAUAUAUAUACUUAUAUAUAUAAAGUAAAGAGUGUCUAAAAUGAAAAUAAGAAAAAAAAAUGUAUUAUUAAAAGUAUGAGAAACUGAGCAUUUGCCUGAUAAAUCAAAGAACGGUGAGUCCUCCACCCGCCUCCCUCUAAGCCAUACCAGGUACAUGAGAUCCUUCCAGUUUGGGGAGGAAUAACUCGACGUGACAGACUCGUUCACUCCCUUUCUUAUUGCCACGGCAACAACAGCUGCAGCCAAUCAGUUCUCGCACAAGCCGACGGCGGCCGCCGCCCCCCCUCCCCUCGGGACGCAUCUGCGAGUUAACAUUUGCUGGACUGACGAUGGCGAAGAGAGAGAAAAUGUAUGAAAAUACCUGUCCUUGCCAAGCAGCGAAGAAGACCGUCCUCAGAGAUGAAAACUGUUACACUUCAAGGCGAUGACAGACAGAGAGCGGUGGAAAAAAAAAAAAGACAAAAAAAACUUAACAAAAUAGACAUUCUUUGCUGUCAGUGCAUUGUGGAUAGAAGGAAAUCUGUCCGGAUUGCCUCUUUGUGACGCAAAAAACAAACUUUGCCCGCGUUGACCCAGAAUUCCCGUCGACAUCAUUUCCCUCUCGGUCUUUCUGUCUCAUCCCCUCCCUCGUGUUCAGCCCCCUCACCUUUGACCUCCCCCUGACCCCCGCGCCGCCACUGACCUGUGCAUUUGUGAACUUUAACUCUGUAAACCCUGGUUGGUCGAAAGAUUCUUCUGUCCAAUGUUAGUGAUGCACAUGUGUGAGAAGCUCUCCCCUCCUCUUUCUCCUCUUCCUCCUCUUCCUCCGUUCUCUCAUUCCUCUCCUCUACUUCCAAAAAGAUAAUCUAGUGAAGCUGUUUCUGUCUUAGGGCCGCCUCGCUCCCUACAAUCGUGGACAGAGGGUAGUUUUUUUGUUUGUUUGGUUUUUUUUGGGGGGGUUGUUUUUUACCCCGGGCAGACAAGAAGUGCAUAGAGAACCAUCCAGUGUAUUUGCAAGUUCUUUUUCUUGGCAAGAAGAAGGAAAAACAAAAAAAUUAAAAUAAAACAAGUCAUGUAGUCCUUUUUGUAUCUCUGCCAAACUGUGAUUGAAAAAAGGCAACCUUUAAUGUAUCUAUUUAAGACAUCCAAAUGCGGAAGCAAUGGUAUUCUUCUCUUUUUAUUUCCUCUCUUUUUUCUUUUUUUUGUUAAUUAUUUUAUUAUUAAUCAUUAUUUUUGUUUCCUCUGAGCUGUGCAGUUGAUUUCCCUUUGUAUUGGCAACGUGCUGGCAUCAAAGAAUAUUAGUUUACAUAUAAAGUAUUAAUAAAGUGUAUUAAAAUCCCACCAAAGGACAUUAUAAAUGUUUUGUUCUUGCUUUAACACUUGAAGAUUUAAGUGAAUAAAAGUGAAAAACUAAA
Messenger RNA from Poeciliopsis prolifica (blackstripe livebearer), 4875 nucleotides. RefSeq names its product netrin g1a (gene ntng1a). The record is from RefSeq and is a predicted model, not a curated record. Lineage: Eukaryota; Metazoa; Chordata; Actinopteri; Cyprinodontiformes; Poeciliidae. Gene Ontology annotation, molecular function: cell-cell adhesion mediator activity.